ACUGCACCCACAAUGACCGGCAUUUAAACCUCUGAGGCUGAGUGAGUUUGGUUUCUGUCUGAGAUAACGUGAAUACGGUUACUGAUAAUUCUGAUAAAAUAAUGGAGGAAGAACUGAACUAUGUAGCAGUGACUUUCAAGCCAAAUGGUAUUUGUACACAUGAGAAACCAAACGACCUGGAAAUAAUCUAUGAUGAGGUGAAGACAUGGGAGGAUAAGGCAUUGGAUUCAAAUCCUGCCAUAUCAGAAAAUGAAAAGAAAGCUCCACUGUGCACCCUGCUUCAUAAACUGGCAGCAAGUUUGGGGAUUAUUUGUGUCAUCUUGGUGUCGGCCAUCAUCACAGUCAGUAUCCACUUCAACACAGUCAUGUCAGAGCAGCACAGAGAAAACGUCAACUUAACAGCACAAACUCGGCAGCUGUGGAAAGAAAAGACCGACUUAGAGAGACAGACAGAAGAGCUGACCAGAGAGAGAGAUGGACUCAACUGGACCGUCGGAGUGAUCAUGGAAUAUCACCACUUCCCGGUGAAGGCACACUGCCCACAGAAAGUGUGUAGACCUUGUCUGGAAGGCUGGGUGCUGUUUCAGACGAACUGUUACCUGUUUUCAACAUCUGAUUACUACGACUGGAGGGCUUGGCAGGGAAGCCGCGACAAAUGCCAACGGAUGCAGGCAGAUCUGGUGGUGAUUGAAAGCCAGGAGGAACAGGAAUUCAUCAGUAACCACACAAAAUACUAUGAUGCAUUGCAUGGCUAUUGGAUCGGCUUGAGCAGGAUGGACACGUGGGCGUGGGUAGAUGGAAGCAACUUGACUCUGAUGUACUGGAAAACACAAGAACCUGACUACAAAGUACCAUGUGCUCUAAGUCUGCCACAAGCAGAUCCUCUGGCCAACUGGCACAAAGCGAGCUGUAGCAUGAAGAACCGCUGGAUCUGUGAAACACGAGCUUUGAUCAAACCGGAUUAGGAAUCAGCUGCAUUAUUCAAAUAGGUUUCUUUACACUUUUUUUUGGUCAAAACUGAUAAAUGCUGUUCUUGCUGUUUAAAAAAAAAAAUAGUUAAGCACAUUUGUUGUUGUUUUC
Messenger RNA from Perca flavescens (yellow perch), 1080 nucleotides. RefSeq names its product oxidized low-density lipoprotein receptor 1. The record is from RefSeq and is a predicted model, not a curated record. The transcript has 7 exons. NCBI's taxonomy places the organism in Eukaryota, Metazoa, Chordata, Actinopteri, Perciformes, Percidae. Bases 102 to 965 code for a protein of 287 amino acids.